Molecule: messenger RNA, 747 nt
Organism: Strongylus vulgaris
Lineage: Eukaryota; Metazoa; Nematoda; Chromadorea; Rhabditida; Strongylidae
Source: the annotation of a GenBank genome assembly
UUGUCUAAAGUGGUUUCGAAGAAGUCGGGGAUUGCUCGCCUUUUACAUGUUUCUACUGUCCCUUCUGCUACGAGGUACACUGGUGUUCGAAAUUCAAGAAUAAUAGCCAGUAUUGGUAGCUAUAAAAAGCCACAGCUCAAUCCAAAGCAGUUAUGCUUGGACGCUAAACUGGUCCGAGCGGUUAACUUUACCAGUACUUAUCGGUCUCAAAUGCAGGUAUCGAUGACAUUCUCCUGCUACUUGAUCAUUUUGGGAACAUUGGAACGAUAUCUGAUCACGCAAAGAUCCAGUUGUCUGAAGUGGUUUCGAAGAAGUCGGGGAUUGCUCGCCUUUUACAUGUUUUUACUGUCCCUUCUGCUACGAGGUACACUGGUUUUCGAAAUUCAGCUGGAUCGGAAUGGCGACUGCACGGGAAUUUCUGAAUACAUUCCUGGACUCACGGAUAUUGUCCAUACCGUUUGGUAUGGUACAGUCUUUCGAUUUUACAUCAGAAACAUCAUGACAGUAUUUGUGCCCUUCUUUCUAUUGGCCUAUCUCAACUACCGGAUUGUCAGUACUCUCCGCAAUCAACAACGUUCAGCGGAAAUGUUCCGUUUCUCUAGUGAUCAUAAGAGUAAAAUUCGAUCCGCCACACUUCUUUUGGUUAUGAUCGUAUGUUCAUACCUGCUCGCAAACAUUCUCAAUGUUCUAAUUACAUUAUGGGAGUAUGUUGCCUUCCAAUCUACUCAAACCCAGGAAGCUUAUGUG